Coffea arabica (coffee) is the source of this 1031-nucleotide messenger RNA. Its product is annotated as protein HEAT INTOLERANT 4-like. Gene Ontology annotation, biological process: regulation of cellular response to heat. Lineage: Eukaryota; Viridiplantae; Streptophyta; Magnoliopsida; Gentianales; Rubiaceae. The record is from RefSeq and is a predicted model, not a curated record.
UUCACUUCUUUCUUUUAUGUCGAACUUCUCAGGGUAAUAUCUUCCAAGUUCUAAGUUCUAACCCUCCUUCUCCUCUUCCUUCACCAGUGAUCCAGUGUUUCUUGUAUAUUGAAAGAAUGACGAGGAAUAUGGAAGAUUUAUGGCGUCAGGUGUUUUCCGUUGGAACUGAAUGGGAAGCGAUGGAUGAGAUUUAUGGGUCCAACUGGGAUUUCUCCAACUUGGAGAAUGCUUUCGAGGAAGGUGGAGAAUUGCUUGGCCAAAACGUUUAUCUCUUUGGCUGCACGGAAACACAGGGCAUAGCUGAUGCUUCCCUUGUGCCCGUGGUUGUUGCUGUGGUUUCACGAUUUGCUCCCUCUGAUAAAAUUGCAAUAGUAUCAGUUCAACGAGCAAAUGAACAGAUUUGGCCUAUGAAGCGGCUGAAGAUGGAUUGGUAUCCCUAUAUUCCAUUGGGAAGAAGGGAUGCUAAGGUGGAAGAUCUCAAAAGCUGUAGGGUAUUUAUACUGAGGUGCAAGCAAAGAAAGGUUGGAUUGAAGCAGUUGGGAAUCGACAGGGCGAAGGAGUAUGACUAUUGCUUGCCUCAUUUUUACAACCCCUUUAAGAAAGAUGAGGAUGAUCAGCAAGAAAGUGAAGUACAAAUAUUGUUUUCUAGAGAAUCUGAGCCUCCACUGAUAUGUUCGUUUGAUUGGGAGCUGGAUGUCCUGGACGAGGUAGCGGACGAGUUGAUAGAACAAGAAGCUUUAGCUGCUGAUGAGAAGGAUGCAUUUAAGGAUUUUGUGAAGGAGAAGGUUAGAGAAGCCAAGAAAGCCCAGCGUGAAGCAAGGGAAGCUAAGGAGAAAAUGUUGCAGGAGAUGGGCGAUGAAACAAGAGCUGCAUUUGAUAGUAUCAGGUUUUACAAGUUUUAUCCUGUGUCGCUUCCUGGUUCCCCUGAAAUAGCCAAGUCUUCAUUCAUAAACAGGGCUUAUGAUUCCGAAGUCUUCUUGUUGUUUUCUAAAUUUGGAAGAUAAUAAAACAUUACGGCAAACCAUAAGGGC